GUCCGCAAUACCCGUAACAUCCUUGGUUCCUUCCACUGAAAUCGAUCACAUAAUCUCGAUCGCCGACCCACUCCGAUUCCCCCCAAUAUCCCCAAUUUCUAUCUCACGCUUCUCCUUCCUUCCUCCCUCCUUCAUAUGUAAACCUAGAUAUCCUCCUCCAUAACCAUGGGUUGCGGAAUGUCCAAAUCCAACCUUAUGGACGAGGCGUUUAACAAACGCACUGCUGCUCCCAAAUUGUUAAUAAAAAAUACACCUCAACCAUCAUCAUCAUCAUCGAUCGUCGACAAACCACCGGAGUUGCAAAAAAUCAACACCACCGCUAAUAAUGGAGGAGGAGGGAAGAAUUCCGAUGUUGAUUCAUCAUGGUUUGGAUCUCCGAGCUUUAGAGAGUACAUUAAAUCCAGCCCCCGUGCUACUACAGGUAAUGAACAGGGAGAGAAGGAGACCGUAAUUGGUGAACAAGGAGGCCAAAAGUUAACAUGCAACGAUGGGGUUUGCGAAUUGAGGCAUUCAAGGGGGGAUACGGAACAUGAAGAUAAAAAGGAGACAAUAGCAGGAAGAUUUAGGAAGGCGUUUCAGGUGCAGCAAUCCACUUUUUGGCACAAUCGUCCAUGGCAUAUUGGCCACCCGAAAGCAACCAAGAAAACAACAUGAUAUAAUUUUCACGGCUAAUUUAACUGGUAAGAGAUUGCCUCUGCUUUCUGAUGUACAAUAUCGGUUCGAGUC
Molecule: messenger RNA, 726 nt
Organism: Cynara cardunculus var. scolymus (artichoke)
Lineage: Eukaryota; Viridiplantae; Streptophyta; Magnoliopsida; Asterales; Asteraceae
Exons: 3
Coding region: 166-654 (162 amino acids)
Source: RefSeq, a predicted model, not a curated record